Candida tropicalis MYA-3404 is the source of this 951-nucleotide messenger RNA. Its product is annotated as phosphoglycerate mutase family protein. The transcript has a single exon. The record is from RefSeq and is a predicted model, not a curated record. Lineage: Eukaryota; Fungi; Ascomycota; Pichiomycetes; Serinales; Debaryomycetaceae. Gene Ontology annotation, cellular component: cytoplasm. Gene Ontology annotation, molecular function: phosphatase activity. Bases 1 to 951 code for a protein of 316 amino acids.
AUGUCAAAAAGUGUACCUAAUGCCAUCGAUAUUAAAGAUGGUAUAGUUUUAGAAUCAGAUAGAGUUCAAUAUAAAGAAUUAUACGAUGAAUAUAUUUCAACCAAAUCAACACACUGGGAGUUUUCUAUAGUCCCUGGAAUUUUCAAACAAUCCCUUGAAGAAACCGAUGAAGCAGUAUUUGAUACAAUAAUGAGUCAUUUUGGAAUAAUACCUAGUUGGGAUGAAAUAAUAGAUCAUUUACAUAAUUUAAAUCAAGCAAGUGAUGACAAUGUUCAAUACAAAUUAUUGUUUCUUGCUAGACAUGGUCAAGGUUAUCAUAAUGUGAAAUUUGCUGAAGAUCCAGAAGCUUGGCCUAUUAAGUGGAGAGGAAUGAAUACUGAUGGUAGACUUACAUGGGGUCCUGAUCCAGAAUUAACCGAGUUGGGAGUUGAACAAGCAAAAGAUAAUAAUAAAGUUUGGAAACAAGAACUUUUGAACAACAAUCAACGUAAUAAACAAUUAAUCAUGCCAACCAGAUUUUUUCUGUCUCCUAUGAGAAGAUCAGUAACUACAUUGAUUAAUACAUGGAAAGAUAUUGUUGAUUUAAAUGAAGCAAAACCAUUAAUACAAGAACAUUGGAGAGAAACAAUUGGCGUGGCAACUUGUAAUCAACGUCGUUCCAAAAAUGAAAUAGCCAAAGAUUAUGAACCAUUUGGAUUUGAAGUUGAAUCUGAAUUUGUUGAAGAGGAUAUUUAUUGGACACCAGACUAUAGAGAAACAUUAGGAGAACAAGCACUUAGACAAUAUAAAGGUCUUGAACAACUUUUUGAUAAUUAUUCAAAUGAUGAAAUUGUAAAUAUUACAAGUCAUGGAAAUUCCAUUAAAGCUCAAUUAAUGGUUUUUGGUCACAGAGCAUUUUCUAUUGGUACUGGUGGAUUGAUCCCUGUAUUUGUUAAAGGAGUGAAAAAAUAA